GUUGUAUGAAUAAAUGUGGCAAAAACGAAUGUAGAUAUUAAGAAAUGCAUUUCUACAGCUUCCAAAAUAUUUUUUUACAACGUCAGUUAGGUGCCAAGAUGGAGGCACGGAGGCUUCAACACAGCGCCCCCUAACGGUCAUCUAGUGUAAAUAAAUAAUUGGUUAGACAUAAUUACACCAUCGGCAACAAUAACUGGCGACAAAUAUUUUCAAUGUAGUUUAUCCACUGACCACCGCAUUUAGGAGGAUAGCUAGUUAGCGAGUUUACUGGCCAGGUAGUACACACUAACUAAUCGUGGAUGCAUUACCUAUUCUUUGAUACAUUUGGGUUAACUUUCUUACAUAAAGCAACACAUACCAGAGCGUUUGUGGAACGGUAAAAAUAACAAUUAGUGUGCUCGUUCUUUUAACGAUUGGACAGUUAAGCUAAAAUAGAUUGGUAGGUAGCUGCUGAUGCUUUUAUUUCCCAAUUAAUUUGGUGAUCAAGCUGAAGCUGGGUUUCACGAUUGGUCGGUGUGGCGUCACGCACUCAAGUAGGCUCAACCAAUCACCCAACGGGAUCUAUGUCGAGACUCAUGACUAUUCAUACCCUCUUACCCCGCCUUCUUACGUAUCUGCAAGCCCUCCAGGAAGUGUUGAAAAAAAUAGUAUUGAAUAUCUCCCUUUUCGACCAAUAGCGUAUAAGCCUGUUUCCAUUCCGGUCAAUGGAGCUUCACUAAAUACAUUAAGUGGGCGGACUAAAUAGCACAGCAACGGAACAAAACGCAGAUUUGUAAAACGUAGGUGUUAACUGCCUCAUUCGCUUAAACUGUGACGUCGAUCCAUCUAUUUACGGUAUGCGGAAAAAAGCACAAUUUAGAUGUUGCUGAACGAAUUUACAGUCACGCGCCAGUGCUUUGACAGGCAGUGUGUGAUUGUCCGUUUCAUUACUAGUUACCCGAGUAGAUAUUCACUCUUCUGAACAAUUGAUUUUGUGGCAUGUCGAGCACAAACUGAUAAGAUAGGAGUCUAAAUGCCAGACGUUGGAAAGUGUGUCAUUAAUUGAAGUGUUGACCGUUUCCAGUAAACACCUCAAGUCAACAAGUCCGCUGACGAUGGCCAGCAGGGAUGCCAGUGAGAACACCCCUCUUUUGGACAGCAGCUCUGUGUGCAGGACUGUGUCAGUGUUCCAGGGCAGAAGACUGGCGUGUGCAACGAUUCUGCUUGCAGAAUCAUUGGAACGAGUCGCAUUCUAUGGCAUCACUUCCAACCUGGUUCUUUUCCUUAACAGUAGCCCAUUUUAUUGGGAUGGGACUGAGGCCAGCCAGGCCCCCCUGAUGUUCAUGGGGGUUACAUACCUGAUCUCACCAUUUGGUGGCUGGCUGGCUGAUGCAUAUCUGGGCAAGUUCUGGACAAUUGCUGGCAGUUUGAUUCUAUACUUCCUUGGCAUGCUGUUUUUCCCAUUUAUCACUUAUGACUACUCCAGGAAUGCCCUAUGUGGUGAUGAAAUUGCAUUUCCAGUGCAACCUGCAGAGUGUUUGAGCUCAAACAGUACUCCUCCAAGCAAUGUGACCUGCCCCACACGGGCACCUUACUGUGGGCCAGUGAUCUACAUGGGCCUUGUUCUCAUCGCCCUAGGUGUAGGAACAGUAAAGUCCAACAUCACUCCAUUUGGGGCCGACCAGGUAAAAGAUCGUGGCCCAGAGGCCACUCGCAGGUUCUUCAACUGGUUCUACUGGUGCAUCAACCUGGGUGCCAUCUUGUCCCUGGGUGGUGUGGCCUACAUCCAGCAGAACAUCAACUUCCAAUUGGGGUACAUAAUUCCAGCUGUGUGCCUGGGUGUCUCUUUCCUGGUGUUCCUGCUGGGGCGCACAGUCUUCAUCAACAAGCCUGCUGACGGUAGUGCCUUCACUGACCUGUUCAAGAUCCUGGUUUAUGCCUUCUGCAACACACAGCCCAAAGAGCCCAACCUGCUACGGGCUAAGCCAACCAUGCUUGAUGGAGCUAAGGUGACUUAUGGAGGGAGAUUCCCUGAGGAGAAAGUGGAGGAGGUGAAAGCACUGCUGAAAAUUCUUCCAGUGUUCUUUGCUCUUAUCCCAUACUGGACUGUGUACUUUCAGAUGCAGACAACAUAUUUCCUCCAGAGCCUACAUUUAAGGAUUCCUGACACCAGCACAGGCACCAACAGCAGCGCCGGCACCGACCAGCAGAUCACGUUCCGCUUCCCUGCCGCCUGGCUGACAAUGUUCGACGCAGUGCUUAUUCUCAUGCUGAUCCCUCUUAAGGACAAAGUGGUGGACCCCAUCCUCAAACGCAGAGGCCUGCUGCCCUCCUCCCUCAAGAGGAUCGCAGUGGGGAUGUUCUUCGUUAUGUGUUCAGCUGUGGCGGCUGGUAUACUGGAGACAAAACGACUUGAGAUCAUCAAGUCUAAUGGCACAUUUGACCAGGUCUUUGGCGACGUCAUCUACUACGCAGCAGAUCUGCCUAUAUGGUGGCAGGUACCUCAGUAUGUGCUCAUUGGAAUCAGCGAAAUCUUUGCCAGCAUCGCAGGUCUGGAGUUUGCCUAUUUAGCUGCCCCCAGGUCCAUGCAGAGUGCCAUCAUGGGGCUGUUCUUCUUCUUCUCUGGGAUUGGCUCCUUCGUGGGUUCCGGCCUACUGUCCAUAGUCUCCCUCAAGGGGAUUGGCUGGAUGUCCUCCCACAAGGAUUUUGGUAACAUCAAUGACUCCCAGCUCAACUACUACUUCUUCCUGCUAGCGGGGAUCCAGGGCCUCACCCUGCUGGUCUUCCUCAUCGUGUCGGUCAAGUACGACAAACAGAAGAGUAGUAGAGCAGGAAGUCAGAGGCAGGGUAUCACUUCGUCUUGGUCCCAUGACUGACCCCUGUUCAUCUGACCUCACCCUACCUGCCUUAGUUUGUAGUAGUUAGUGCCAGAACACCUGCCUGAUUUGGUACUGGACUCCCUAAAAACAUGACACUUCAAUACAGCUAUGACCGGAAGUUACUUUUCGAAGCAGGUUAAGAGAGCAUUUUAUCCAACUCUAACCCUUUUCCUAACCUUAACCUAAUUCUCCUAACCUGUUGUUUUUAGGGAAUCUUGAUUUGGUACCGGAUAGAGUUUGUUCUUUUUACUUAAUGGGUUUGUAAGACUAUUACAUUUUCAAAGCAAAAAAAUAUUUUUACCGUACACUCGCACAUCCCUCACAUGAGAUCAAGUUCAUCUUAAUGUAUAUUUCUUGUACAGUACCUUAUUUAAAACAUCAUUACUGUGUUUGAUCAGGGUUCCCUUGAAUACGAAUGGUGUAAUGUUCAAUCAUUUAAACAUUAUUCAAUUGUGAUUAGGGGCUUGGUGUUUGCUAUAUUACUUGUAUAAACUUGUUUCUGAUUGGCAUGUAUAGAUUAAAUAUAACUUUUUUUUUUUUUGCUAACCAUUAUUUUCACUUACUGUAUGUGUUUUCAAUAUGGAGCUAUGUUUUCAGUCUAAUUUUGAUGUCAUACUGUUGCUUAUACACUGAGUGUACAAAACAUUAGGAACACCUUCCAAAUAUUGAGUUGCACCCCCUUUUGCCCUCAGAACAGCCUCAAUUCUGGACUCUACAAGGUGUCAAAAGUGUGCCA
Molecule: messenger RNA, 3594 nt
Organism: Oncorhynchus tshawytscha (Chinook salmon)
Lineage: Eukaryota; Metazoa; Chordata; Actinopteri; Salmoniformes; Salmonidae
Product: solute carrier family 15 member 4
Exons: 9
Coding region: 1095-2855 (586 amino acids)
Biological process (GO): transmembrane transport; oligopeptide transport
Cellular component (GO): membrane
Molecular function (GO): transmembrane transporter activity
Source: RefSeq, a predicted model, not a curated record